AUGUCGGCAACCCUGCCCGCCGUCAGCCUCGCGUCGGGCGAGAGCAUGCUCGCGCAGGGCCCUGAGGAGCUCAACCGCUUCAUGGCUUCCACGCUUGAGCUCGCAAUCGGCAGCGAGAUGACGCAGCUCGAGGUGCGCUACAAGAAUUUGUCGGUGAUGGCCGACAUCACGAUCACUGAGGACGUCACGGCCAAGUCGGAGCUGCCGACGCUCUUCAAUACGGUGGCCAAGGCGCUCGCGCGCAUCUCACCCAUGCGGCGCGUGGUCCGCAAGGAGAUCAUCAAGAACGCCAGCGGCUUGUUCAAGCCGGGCACCAUCACACUCGUGCUUGGGCAGCCUGGGUCAGGUAAGUCGGCCUUGAUGAAGAUGCUGUCGGGCCAAUUCCCAGUGGAGAGCAACAUCGCGGUGGAGGGCGAGAUCACGUACAACGGCGUGCUUCUGAAGGAGAUCAUCGAGCGCGUUCCCCAGUUCGUGGAGUACGUUCCGCAGACGGACCGACACUUCGCCACGCUGACAACGCGCGAGACUCUGGAAUACGCGCACAAGUUCGUCGUUGGCGGCCUCGUUGAGAAAGGCGCGGAGACUUUUACCAAGGGCUCGGUCGAGGAGAACCUGGCAGCGUUGGAGGCGGCCAAGGCGUACUACAAGAACUACCCGGACAUCGUCAUCGGCCAGCUUGGUCUUCAGGACUGCGAGAACACAGUCAUCGGCAACGCACUGGUUCGAGGCGUGUCGGGUGGAGAGCGCAAGCGAGUGACCACAGGCGAGAUGGAGUUUGGUAUGAAGUACGUGAGCCUCAUGGACGAGAUCAGCACUGGUCUCGACAGUGCGGCGACGUUCGACAUCAUUUGCACGCAGCGUAAUAUCGCCAAGACGUUGCACAAGGCGGUGGCGAUCUCGCUGCUUCAGCCGGCGCCCGAGGUGUUCGCUCUGUUCGACUACGUGCUGAUCAUGAACGAGGGUGAAGUUAUGUACCACGGCCCUCGAGACCAAGUGCUCCCGUACUUCGAGAGCCUGGGGUUCAAGUGCCCUCCGGACCGCGAUAUCGCCGACUACCUGCUGGAUCUCGGUACGCGUUUGCAGCAUCAGUACGAGGUGGCGCUCCCUGUCGGAAUGAUCAAGCAUCCGCGUGCUGCCAGUGAGUUCGCCGAGCACUUCGUCCAAUCCCGUGUUUACGCUGACCUGGUCGGCAUGAUCGAGGCUCCGAUGGAACCAGAGCUAGAGAAGCACAUGAGCGAGUACAUGGACCCCGUGCCGGAGUUUCGUAAGGGUUUCUGGCAGAACACGGCGGCUCUGAGCGUCCGCCACAUGACGAUUUUGUGGAGGAACAAGGCGUACGUUGCCAGUCGAGUGGCCAUGACGUGCAUUAUGGGAUUGAUCUACGGCAGCACCUUCUACCAGGUCGACCCGACGAAUGUGCAGGUGAUGCUGGGUGUCAUCUUUCAGGCUGUCAUGUUCAUGUCGUUGAGUCCAGGCUCGCAGAUCCCCGUGUUCAUGGAGGCCCGCGAGAUCUUCUACAAGCAGCGAGGCGCCAACUUCUACCAGACGGCGUCGUACGUCAUCGACUACUCGAUCGCACUGAUGCCUCCGUCCGUCUUCGAGAUUCUCAUCUUCGGAUCACUUGUGUACUGGAUGUGCGGCUUCGUGGCGAACGUCGGCGCGUACUUUAUCUACCUGACCCUGCUGGUGCUGACCAACCUGGUCUUGUCGACGUGGUUCUUCGCUCUGACUGCCAUGUGCCCGAACCUGGACAUUGCCAAGCCCAUGUCGUCCUUCUCGAUCGUCUUCAUCAUCCUUUUCGCGGGCUUCCUCUACUGGCUCAACCCGAUCGGGUGGUGCAUGCGCGCGCUGUCGGUGAACGAGUACCGGUCAUCCAAGUACAAUGUGUGCGAGUACGGAGGCAUCGACUACUGCUCCAAGUUCAACAUGAACAUGGGCGAGUACUACCUGGACCAGUUUGGCCUCUGGACGGGCGCCAUCUUCUUGAUCGUCUUCUACGUAUUGUUGUUGGCUCUGAGCACGUAUCUGCUCGAGUAUCGUCGAUACCUGGCGCCUACGAACAUUCAGCUUCUACCCAAAGAGAUCGAGGACGAAGCUCAAGACGUCUACGCGCUGGCCACGACGCCCAAGCACUCGGACGAUACCAACUCGGACACGUCUCACGAUGACGUGAUGGUGGGCGUUCCUCGACGCGAGAAGAGCUUCGUCCGCGUCACCAUCGCGUUCACAGUCUUGUGGUACACAGUCCCCGACCCGACGAACCCGAAGGAGGGUCACGACUUGCUCAAGGGCAUCAACGGUUGUGCUACGCGUGGCACCUUGACAGCAUUGAUGGGGUCCACAGGCGCUGGUAAGACGACACUGAUGGACGUCAUCGCUGGGCGUAAAAAGGAGGGCACGAUCCAGGGCAAGAUCUACUUGAACGGGUGUGAGGCCAAUGACCUGGCCAUCCGUCGUGCGACCGGGUACUGCGAGCAGAUGGACAUCCACUCGGAGGCGUCCACGAUGCGUGAGGCGUUGACGUUCAGCGCGUUCUUGCGCCAAGACAGCAGCGUUCCCGACAGCAAGAAGUACGACACCGUGGAAGAAUGCCUCGACCUGCUGGACAUGCACGACAUUGCGGACCAAAUUGUGCGUGGCAGCUCUCAGGAGCAGAUGAAGCGACUGACAAUUGGGGUGGAGCUGGCUGCGCAGCCAAGUAUAUUGUUCCUGGAUGAGCCCACGAGUGGCCUGGACGCUCACUCGGCGAAGGUGAUCAUGGACGGAGUGCGCAAAGUGGCAGACAGCGGACGGACCAUCGUAUGUACGAUCCACCAGCCGUCAUCCGACGUCUUCUUCCUGUUCGACCACCUGAUCCUGCUCAAGCGCGGCGGUCAGUCGGUGUUCGUAGGCGAGUUGGGCGAUAGAUGCCAGAAGCUGGUCAAGUAUCUGGAGGCAAUCCCAGGUGUCAAGCCGUGUCCACCGAAGCAGAACCCCGCGACGUGGAUGCUCGAGGUGAUCGGUACCGGAGUGAGCAGCGGUCGCGCUCGAGACCUCGACUUUGUCGACAUUUUCUCCAAGAGCCAGGAGAAGCGCAUGAUGGACGACAUGCUGCAGCAGCCUGGCAUCACGACAGUGUCCCCCGACUGGCCGGAGGUGACGUUCACGAAGAAGCGCGCGUCCAAGGGCUCGACGCAGCUGUACUUCCUGAUGAAGCGGUUCUUCGCGCUCUACUGGCGCACACCGGCGUUCAACUUGACCCGGUUCGCCAUCGUGCUCGGCGUCGCCAUCAUCUGCGGCUUGGCCUUCUUGAGCGUAGACUACUCGACGUACAGCGGCCUAAUGGGUGGUGUUGGUCUGGUGUUCAUGUCGACGCUGUUCAUGGCUAUGGCUGGAUUCAUGGACACCCUCCCCGUGUACUCCAACGACCGCGCCGCAUUCUAUCGGGAGCGCGCAUCGCAGUGCUAUAACUCGCUCUGGUACUUCGUGGCCACGACCGUGGUGGAGAUCCCCUACGUGUUCGGCCAGUGCCUGCUGUUCACGGUCAUCUUCUACCCGAUGGUGGGCUUCCAAGGUUUCGCGACGGCGGUGCUCUACUGGGUGCACGUGUCGCUCUUCGUGCUGGGCCAAAUGUACUUCGCCCAGCUGCUGAUCCACGCGUUCCCGAGCAUCGAAGUGGCUGCGGUCAUGGGCGCACUCAUCAACUCGAUCUUCCUGCUGUUCGCGGGCUUCAACCCGCCGUCGUCGUCCAUCCCCGAGGGCUACAAGUGGCUCUACACGAUCGUGCCCCAGCGGUUCAGCGUCGCCAUCUUGACGGCGAUUUACAAGAACAUCGGCUCAAACCUCGGCUGCCAACCUCUGACCGAGGCCCCGAUCACUGUGUCGCACACGACGACGGUCAAGGGCUUCAUCGAGGGGACGUUCAGCUACAACUACAACGACCGCUGGUCCAACUUCGGCUACGUGUUCGCGGCCAUUUUUAUCUUCCGCGUGCUGUCGAUGCUGUCCCUGCGCUACAUCAACCACACGAAGAGAUAG
Molecule: messenger RNA, 4017 nt
Organism: Phytophthora sojae
Lineage: Eukaryota; Oomycota; Peronosporomycetes; Peronosporales; Peronosporaceae
Product: pleiotropic drug resistance protein ABC superfamily
Exons: 4
Coding region: 1-4017 (1338 amino acids)
Biological process (GO): transmembrane transport
Cellular component (GO): membrane
Molecular function (GO): ATP hydrolysis activity; ABC-type transporter activity; ATP binding
Source: RefSeq, a predicted model, not a curated record